Molecule: messenger RNA, 2032 nt
Organism: Calliphora vicina (urban bluebottle blowfly)
Lineage: Eukaryota; Metazoa; Arthropoda; Insecta; Diptera; Calliphoridae
Exons: 2
Coding region: 8-2032 (674 amino acids)
Biological process (GO): regulation of transcription by RNA polymerase II
Molecular function (GO): RNA polymerase II cis-regulatory region sequence-specific DNA binding; protein binding; DNA-binding transcription factor activity, RNA polymerase II-specific
Source: RefSeq, a predicted model, not a curated record
AAAAAAAAUGUUUACAAAUUGGCUAACGGGCACUACCGGUUUAACAAAUUCCGCCACAUCCUCCACUUCAAAUGCUAAUUCUUUAACAACCCGUCUAACAGAAUCAAAUAAUCAUCUUAACGCCUCCUCUACAACUACUACUAACAACUCAAAUAAUCCUGCCGCUGUAACUUUUUUAAAUAGUCAUAAUAAUUUAAGCAAUUUAAAUUCAAAUAUUAUGUCAUCUCCUCCAGAUAUAGUUUUGGAGGUGGGACCUGCUCCCUCUACUAUACGUUUUAUGGCCCAUGGUUUAGUUUUGGGCAUGCAUAGCGGUUAUUUACGUUCAGCCAUACGUUUAGAUGAACGUGGCGCUGGAGGUGCCUCAAAUACUGGUGCUGGUGUUGGCGCCUCAAAUGCUGCCGAUAUUAUUGUUUAUUUGACAAAUGUUACGGCGGAACAAUUUGCGCCGCUUUUGACUUACAUGUAUACGGGCUAUUUGGAUUUAAAUGUGGAAAAUAUUUUUGGUGUUUUGUUGGCAACGCAUGUUUUACAUAUGCCCAGGGCUUUGGAAAUUUGUAGAUCAUAUUUAGCACGUGCCCAAACAGAAGGUUACUUUGGUCCCAACAACACUGCAUUAAACAAUCCCACAAAUAAUCAUCAAUCCAUACCAGCAGCCACAACAACAAGCGGUAAAAUUAUACGACCCAUUGCUAGUAAACCGCCUUUAGCAAAUUUCGGAUUUUUGCCCAUAACUCAUCAGCCCUUAGCCCUAAAUCCCAUAACUCCUGCCACAACAUCCAGCAUAACAAGUAACAAUACAACCGUACAAGAAAAUAAAACUACAACGGCCCUAGAAGAUCUACAAAAGGAUGAAGAAGAUGAUAUAGAAGUAGAUGAGGUAGAUAAACAAUCGCUGAACAAUGAAAAUCAAAUACCCAUAGCUGAUGAUGAGGAAGAAGAUGUUGAAGUAUUUAUAGAUUCCAAUUCGGAAGCUGAAGUAGUAAUAGAAACGCAAAUACAUAAAAUGUCGUUUAAAAAAUUAAUGGAAAAUAAAAAAUUACAUCAAGAAAGGGAAUCAUCGAAAAAAUCGCAUCAUAGAAAAUCAUCACAUCACAAUAAAUCGGAGAGAAGAAGAAAGGGUGGUUCUUCGGGUUUGCAAGUAGCCAAGGCACCCAUACCAGCCUCCCAGCUGGACACUUCGGAGGCUAAUAAAGUGAUAAUAGAUGUGGCCAGUUGUGAUGGGCCUGUGCGUUUUAAACGUAUUUUAAAUACGGCUUAUGGUCAUAAACCUGAAGCAUGCAACUCCAACAAUCAUCAUUCCGGUGGCGGUAUAGCAGGGCCCUCCAUACCCGAACGUUCUUUGCAAAGUGUCUCGCUAUCAUUUCAUCAACAAAUGGCCAAAACCAUUAGUCAGCAACAGCAAUUGCAGCAAGCUGAAGAAUCAGAGAAUAGUGAAACCUCUAACGGUAGUUUGGGGGCAAAUGUUAGAACAGCUUCGGAUAAAGCCUCUAGCAGUCGUAAAAUUCAAAGUGAAGUAUUUGUUUGUGUGUACUGUAAGCACACCUUUAAAUCCCAGUAUUGCUAUCAAAAACAUGCCAAACGUCAUUUAAAUCCUCUAACACUGCAAGCCACUUGUGUGCCAGAGGGCAAAUCCAGCAGCAAAGAAGAAUCUGCGGCAAAUGGUGAACUACAAAUAACAAAACAUCAAAAUACUACAGCAGCAAGACCAUUUUAUGUGAGGAAUACUUCUCACUAUCCCUCAGCCUCAGCCGGCCCCAAUACGCUGCAGUCAUCCUCCUCCUCUUCUACUUGUUCGGAAUAUUUAAGACGUGAGGUCAGACCCUUGGAUAUGAAUGUUCAAUAUUAUCCUUGUAAAACCUGUGGCUGUAAGUUUCCCAGCUAUUAUUUUGUUCACAAACAUCGUAAAAUGUGUCAUGCUGAGGAGGAGGCUCAACAGAGUGCUAGUGAUAACAAUGCUGCAAAUACAACGGCUGUUACUACUGCAGCCUCAAUCAAUCCAGAGGAAUGUUUGAAUACUCAAAAUAGUGAUUAA